Messenger RNA from Geodia barretti, 693 nucleotides. The record is from the annotation of a GenBank genome assembly. Lineage: Eukaryota; Metazoa; Porifera; Demospongiae; Tetractinellida; Geodiidae.
CCCGGCUUCCUCCGACCAAAACCCCUCAACUACUCCUCCAGCUACUCCUACAGUUAGUCUCCCCGCUACUCCCCAAGCUACUACCUGUGUUGGAAACCCCUCAGCUACCAAGGGUUUGUAUAGAUAGUAAUCAUAUUGUUUAUGUCACUGACUGACCGAUGCAGAUCUCACUCAGUUGAUUGGGGAUGCUUUACAGCCCUCAAGCCCCUGGCUCUUUUGGAGGAAAUAGUUGAAAACGGUAUGCAUUUCAAAUAUUUAAACCAUUUUACAGUGCCUCUUUCAACACAGAAAAGCUGUCAAGGAGGGUGUCUUCUCUGGAAAACACCAUUAUAUCUAUGCAGAACACCCAGGCCCGGCUCGUCAGUGAACUGCAACAGGUGUCUAACAGGCUGUUUUACUUGACAGACUAUGCUACCUCAACAGCAACAGACACUACCACAACAGACCACUGUACCUCAACAGACUAUGACACCCCAACAGAUGCUACCACAACAGACGACUUUACCUCAACAGACGGUACCACACCGGACAUGUGAUGCAAACAGUCCCUUGCCUUUAAAUUCAAAACUUAGGAACAGACCACUAGUUAUGACACGACCACCAGACUCUACAUAUUACACAAUUGACGAAGCAAAUGACCUUUACAAACAUUACAUAGACAACGACAUGCCUGGCACCCUUGCGCAGUUGCUG